Anopheles merus is the source of this 3665-nucleotide messenger RNA. It is a transcript of the gene Myo31DF, whose product is annotated as unconventional myosin ID. Bases 548 to 3625 code for a protein of 1025 amino acids. The transcript is spliced from 8 exons. Gene Ontology annotation, cellular component: plasma membrane; myosin complex; microvillus. Gene Ontology annotation, biological process: vesicle transport along actin filament; actin filament organization. Gene Ontology annotation, molecular function: actin filament binding; microfilament motor activity; ATP binding. NCBI's taxonomy places the organism in Eukaryota, Metazoa, Arthropoda, Insecta, Diptera, Culicidae. The record is from RefSeq and is a predicted model, not a curated record.
CAAACGCUGAAAAGUACUCCCAUUAUCAGUUAAUCUUUUUUUACGUAGAAGUGACUCGGUUAAUCUAGUUAUGCGUACGGCGUUUUGUUGCUUUUUGUCGCCUGCUGUACACUCGCAGUGCCAGUGAUGAGUUGGACAAUAGCGCCGCGCCGUUCGUUGCCGUUCCCGCGUCAGCAUUGCUAGGGCAUUGGAAUUCGCGUCAUUUGUGUUGCUGUUAGUGAAUUAAUUAAUUCUUUCAACGUGAAAUUUCACUCUAUGCCAGUGGGCGAUCGUUGUUCUUUUGUAAGUCAGUGAAAAAGAAACAACCCAUAGGGGAUUGUUCUAUUCGCAGGAGCGCUUGGUUUGUGUUUGUUUUAUUGUUAUUAGAGAAAGUGGCGAUUGUGCAAGCGUGCAAGGCAUGGUAGAUUUACCGGCCCCGAAUAGUUUUGUUUGUAUUUUGGAUACACAUCGAAAUAACAGUCGGUGAACAGUGAAGUGAGCAACAGCAUUUCGAAGGUUGCAUACGCAUACUCUGCAUAGCUGAAUCACACAGCACAGAAGGCGCAGGAUGGCACAUCAUCAAGGGCAAGAAGUCGGCGUGCAGGAUUUUGUACUGCUGGACGCUGUUACGCAGGACAAAUUCAUGGACAAUCUGAAGCGAAGGUUUCAGGCCGGCAAGAUCUACACAUACAUCGGGGAGGUUUGCAUCUCGGUGAACCCGUACCGCGAGAUGAACAUCUACGGGCCGGAGUACGUAAACCGAUACAAGGGGCGGGAGCUGUUUGAAAAUGCGCCCCACAUCUUUGCCAUUGCCGAUGCUGCCUAUCGGGUGCUGAAGCAGCGCAACAACGAUACCUGCAUCAUGAUUUCCGGCGAAUCGGGUGCAGGCAAGACGGAGGCAUCCAAAAUCAUCAUGAAGUACAUAGCGGCAGUUACGAAUCAGGGAAAGCAGGGUGAAAUUGAACGGGUUAAGAACGUACUGAUUAAGAGCAAUGCAAUUUUGGAGUGUUUUGGAAACGCGAAAACUAACCGCAACGACAAUAGCAGCCGUUUUGGGAAAUACAUGGACAUCGAGUUCGAUUACAAAGGGGAUCCGGUCGGUGGCAUUAUUACCAACUAUUUGCUGGAAAAGUCCCGGGUCAUUCAGCAGCAGAGUGGCGAACGAAACUUUCAUUGCUUUUACCAGCUUUUACGAGGCGGUGCUAACAAUGAGCUACAGCAAUACAAUUUAGGAAGAGAUCCGGCCGCUUAUCAUUACACAAAUCAAGGAAGUACGGAAAUCCUGUCGGAAAAAUCAGACUAUCGAGCGACGACCGGAGGUCUGCAGGCACUUGGGUUUAGUGCGGAAGAGAUUUCAAUGGUGUGGCGCACGGUGGCAGCAAUUCUGCAUUUAGGAAAUAUUGAAUUUAAAAUGAAGGAUGAAAAGAUUACUAUUGCUAACGGUAAGACGCUAGCAAACGUUGCGCAAUUGCUGCAGGUGACGGCGGAGGAAAUGCGUUCUGCCCUGACAGAGCGUGUGAUUGCAGCGCGUGGCGAGAUCAUGACUAAAAGCCACGACACGAAGCAAGCCGAGUAUGGGCGAGAUGCGCUUGCGAAAGCGAUCUACGAUCGUAUGUUCACUUGGAUCAUACAACGCAUCAACAAGGCCAUCGUAGUCCCAGGCAGUACCACGCAGAAGCGGUACAAUAAAGUGAUCGGCGUGUUGGACAUCUAUGGGUUUGAAAUAUUUGACCGCAACAGCUUCGAGCAGUUUUGCAUCAACUAUUGCAACGAAAAACUGCAGCAGCUGUUCAUUGAGCUGGUGUUAAAGCAGGAACAGGAAGAGUACAACCGGGAAGGAAUUGAGUGGACCAAUAUUGAGUAUUUCAACAAUCAGAUCAUUUGUGCCUUGGUAGAACAAGCGGACAAGGGUGUUAUCGCGAUCAUGAACGAGGCGUGCUUGAAUGUUGGCAAAAUUACGGACGAAAUGCUGUUGGGCGACAUGGACAAAAAGCUCUCCCAUCAUCCACAUUAUAGCAGCCGCCAGCUGAAACCGAUGGACAAGGAAUUGCGCCAUAAAGAAGACUUCCGCAUAACGCAUUACGCCGGCGAUGUAAUCUAUUCGAUUAGUGGAUUCAUCGAGAAAAACCGCGACACUUUGUUCCAAGAUUUCAAGCGUCUGCUUUACGGUUCGCAUGACAAGGUGAUCAGCUCGAUGUGGCCCGAAGGUGCUCAGGAUAUUGCGAAAACUACAAAGCGCCCGCUGACUGCAGGAACGCUGUUCCAGAAAUCGAUGGCAGAGCUGGUGGCCACACUUUUGCGCAAAGAGCCACUCUACGUACGGUGCGUUAAGCCGAACGACAUCAAGAGUCCGACCGUGUUCGAUGAUGUGCGCGUGGAGCACCAGGUGCGAUACUUGGGCCUGUUGGAGAAUGUGCGUGUACGAAGGGCCGGCUUUGUGCACCGUCAGCGGUACGAUAAAUUUCUGCUCAGGUACAAAAUGAUUUCCCAGUACACCUGGCCAAACUUCCGCGGUGGCAACGAUCGGGAGGGCGUGAAGGUGCUGAUGAACGAGAAAAACUUUAGCCACGAUGUGCGGUUUGGUAAGACGAAAAUAUUCAUCCGUUCGCCGCAAACGCUGUUUGCGCUGGAGCAGCAACGGAACGACAUGAUACCGCACAUCGUAACGCUUCUGCAGAAGCAGGUGCGCGGAUGGAUCACGCGCCAGAAGUACAAGAAGAUGAAGGCUGCCCUGGUCAUCAUGCGCCACUAUCGGAAGUACAAGCUGAAGAGCUACGUGCAGGAUUUGGCCGUGCGGUUUCGCAAUGCACGUACGCUGCGUGACUACGGCAAGGGUAUACAGUGGCCCCAGCCUCCGCUUGUCGGUCGGCAAGCGGAACGGCAGCUGCGGAUGCUGUAUUCUCGCUGGCGCGCCGCAAUGAUCCUACGCAAGUAUCCACGGGAAGAGUGGCCCCAGCUGCGGCUGCAGAUAAUUGCUGCCAGUGCGUUCCGCAAGCGGAGAAAGUGCUGGGGCCACGAUCGCCGUUGGCUCGGCAACUACUUGUCCAUUGUGGCCGAAAACAGUAACUACUCGUCGUACAAUGCGAGCGUCCGUAAUAUAAAGAAUGUGGACAACUUUGAUACGAUCGUGUUUUCGGCGUUCGUGAAAAAGUUUAACAAAUGCAACAAAUCGGCAGACCGCGCGAUCAUAGUGACGGACGGAACUAUCUACAAACUGGACGGACCGAAGAACAAAUUCCGUAAUAUGAAGCGAACGGUUGCUAUUAGAGAGAUCACAUCGAUCAGCGUUAGCCCGGGACGCGAUCAGCUUGCAGUAUUUCAUUCACAUCAUAAUAACGACCUGAUCGUAUCGUUGCAAGGCGAACAUCAACCGUUGAAGGAAGAUCGCAUCGGAGAGUUGGUGGCACAUGUCAUUCGGCGAUACUUUGCCAUCUGCCAGCAAGAACUACCAGUGAAUGUGGCGUCAACGAUUCCGCUGCGGCUAGGAAACAAAUCACGCUCUUUGAGUAUUGAGGCUGCCGCCGGUCAAGAUAUGCCAGAAUUUACCCAUGCCGGUACAUUCAUCAUCUUUAAGGUGCCUGCAGCGUAUGCCAGUGCCCAGGAAACGACCGAAACUUCGCCCAACACGUUACCACAGCGAUACUAGAAUGAUAAGAAAGAGAGUGGAGAUGGAGAGAGAGAGAGAG